AUGGUCAGCUUUAACUCUAUGACAAUUGGGACUGAUGUGGUCGCCAAGUUCAAUGAUCGAGUAGAAGGACGAACAUUCUUGAUCACAGGCACUAGCCCGGCAGGCAUCGGUGCAGAAACAGCUUAUUGCCUUGGUAAAGCUCAUCCACGACUGUUGAUUCUGGCUGGUCGGUCGCCGUCACGAAUCCAGCCGGUCCUAGACAAGCUGAGAGCCGAGGGUGUAAACGCAGAAGUCCUCCUACUGGAUCUGAGCAGUCAGAAAUCGAUCAGAGCAUUCGUUGAAACAGUGAGACAGGAAAACAUCAGGAUCGAUGUUCUCAUCAACAAUGCGGCGAUUAUGGCGUGCCCCUACGGGUUGACAGAAGAUGGGAUCGAGACCCAGUUCGCAACUAAUUUUCUCGGUCCAUUCUUACUUACCAAUCUGCUAUUACAGGCGGAUCUUAUUGUCGAGAGAAUCGUCAAUGUCAGUAGCUCCGCCUCGGUACGCUCGCCUCACUAUCUUUUGGCUCCUUUAGACGACUUGACGUACAGCCACGGGCAGUCGUACGACCCUAUACAAGCAUAUGGAGUCUCCAAGCUUGCGUUGGUCCUGUAUACCCGAGCUCUCGCGGCCAAGGUUGCGUCAAGGGGCAUCACUACCUUCUCCUUGAACCCAGGCAGCGUCAUCUCUCCUUUGCAGCAAAACGUAACGGAGGAGAUGCGGCAGAAAGCAUUCAAGGCAGCAUUGAAAGAAGACCCCAACUUCACGCCACCCGUCCGAAAAACCCUCCAACAGGGAUGCGCGACGCAAUUGAGGGCAGGCUUGGACCCUCAUCUAAGGGAUCAGUCGGGGGCCUAUCUUGAUGACUGUCAGGUCGUGGAACUCAAACAGCAUCAAGGUUCAUUCCAUGCCAGAGGCAAGCUCUGGACUAUUGGUGAGCAUUUGGUAGGCGAGUCUUUCGACAUCUGA
Molecule: messenger RNA, 948 nt
Organism: Cyphellophora europaea CBS 101466
Lineage: Eukaryota; Fungi; Ascomycota; Eurotiomycetes; Chaetothyriales; Cyphellophoraceae
Exons: 2
Coding region: 1-948 (315 amino acids)
Source: RefSeq, a predicted model, not a curated record